Molecule: messenger RNA, 375 nt
Organism: Caenorhabditis elegans
Lineage: Eukaryota; Metazoa; Nematoda; Chromadorea; Rhabditida; Rhabditidae
Gene: F53F4.18
Product: DUF4342 domain-containing protein
Source: RefSeq, marked reviewed
ACUGAGUUCAAAUCAAUCUCGUCUUCGACAUGAGCAGCGUCGAGAAACUUCUUAGACAAGGACAUGUAAAUCAAGAUGAUUUGCUAACUGAGAGAGCAGACAAUCUUCUCAAUGAAAAUAUCAAUCCGGAACAUACAACAAUUGGAGAUACCAAAGGGAAGAAGGAAGAAAAGAAAACUCCAAAUACAAUUAGAGUUAGAAGAACAAUGGUGAUUACGGAUCAUGGAGCUGUUCUUCACGUGUUCUUCCCAAUCAUUGCAUUCGGUGCUUCUCUUCUUCUGUUCAUCCAAGUCCUCAUUGCUAUUGCAGCCGUCUACUAUGGCUCUUAAUGAACUUAUGACAUAUUUAAAUGUAUCAAUAAAUCAAUUUAGUUUU